Molecule: messenger RNA, 3932 nt
Organism: Limulus polyphemus (Atlantic horseshoe crab)
Lineage: Eukaryota; Metazoa; Arthropoda; Merostomata; Xiphosura; Limulidae
Product: acetylcholine receptor subunit alpha-like
Exons: 7
Coding region: 187-1836 (549 amino acids)
Biological process (GO): regulation of membrane potential; monoatomic ion transmembrane transport; signal transduction
Cellular component (GO): synapse; neuron projection; postsynaptic membrane
Molecular function (GO): acetylcholine-gated monoatomic cation-selective channel activity; transmembrane signaling receptor activity
Source: RefSeq, a predicted model, not a curated record
UACAGUUCAGGCGAUCGUAGUUCUCUUUCGUAGCAGCUGGAAACCCACCGGUGGACGAAUGAGGUGACGUGAAAAACUAAUAUUGACCUGGGCUUCAAAGUCGUUGCUUACCUAAAAAUAAAUAAAUAAAAACAGGACAGGACUUCGAGGAAAGAAUGGGAAGCACGAGACUAAUGUUAACUGAAGAUGACUAAAAGAACCCUCGAUAUGGGAGUUUUAGGCUGGACAAGACAAUAUAUUUUACUGUUAACUUGCCUGUGUGUAGCAUCAUUUAACUAUACAGAAGCCAAUCCUGAUGCUAAAAGGCUCUACGAUGAUCUUAUAUCUCCUUAUAAUAAGCUGGUUCGCCCUGUACUAAACGUUAGCGAAGCUCUGACUGUUCAGAUCAAGCUGAAACUGUCACAAUUAAUUGAGGUGAAUCUCAAAGAACAAAUUAUGACAACGAAUGUUUGGGUGGAACAGUACUGGGAAGACUACAAACUCAAAUGGGAUCCGAGAGAGUAUGGAGGGGUAGACAUGUUGCACGUGCCUUCUGAUCACAUCUGGAGACCCGACAUUGUUUUAUAUAACAAUGCAGACGGAAACUUUGAAGUGACUCUGACCACUAAAGCACAGGUCAACUACAAGGGUCUGAUCGAAUGGAAACCUCCAGCAAUUUACAAGAGUUCCUGUAUCAUCGACGUAGAAUACUUUCCUUUCGAUAAACAAACCUGCGUGAUGAAAUUUGGAUCUUGGACGUAUGAUGGGUUUAAAGUGGACCUUCGUCAUAAAGAAGAAAUUCCAGGAACUAACAGGGUUGAGAUAGGAAUAGACUUACGUGAGUUCUAUCUGAGCGUGGAAUGGGACGUCCUUGAGGUUCCGGCUAUUCGCAACGAAAAGUACUACACGUGUUGCGAGGAGCCUUACAUUGAUAUCACUUUCAACAUCAGCAUGCGAAGGAAGACGUUGUUCUACACCGUCAACCUGAUCAUUCCGUGCAUGGGGAUAUCUUUUCUGACCGUCUUGGUGUUUUAUUUGCCCUCGGACAGCGGGGAGAAGGUGACUCUUAGCAUCUCCAUCUUGCUGGCUCUGACCGUGUUUUUUCUUCUUCUUGCCGAAAUCAUCCCGCCCACAUCGCUGACCGUGCCUCUAUUGGGCAAGUACCUGCUCUUCACCAUGAUCCUCGUCACUCUUUCCAUCUGCGUCACUGUCGUUGUGCUUAAUGUGCACUUUCGCACGAGAUCUACCCACCGCAUGAAACCCUGGGUGAAGCGGGUCUUCAUGCAAAUGCUACCUCGACUCCUUCUCAUCAGGAGACCUUCAGACAAUUCUUCAGACUCCCGAAAGGUCAUGAUUCGGACCUGCAAUGGAACAGAGCUCCGUGAUUUCAAUACACAUGGGGAGCCGUUUCCUCGUAGAAACAGCUACGACACAGAAUGUGGCUCCGAACUCAAUUUUACUGGUUGUAGAAUACAUGGGCCUGGUGUUCGUCCCCUUGCGCCCAUGGGAACUCCCAUGACGUCAGAACAAGCCAUGGUUCAAGAGCAGGAGAGGACUCCUCCAGGAAUUCGAAGAUUACAUUUUUGUCCUGAAUUUGAAAGAGCAAUGGAGUCUGUACAAUUUAUAGCAGAUCACACACGAAAAUACGAAGAACAUAUAUCAAUGAAAGAAGACUGGAAAUACGUUGCCAUGGUAUUGGACCGUCUUUUCCUCUGGAUUUUUACCGUGGCUGUCCUCGUGGGCACUUGCGGUAUCAUUCUCCAUGCGCCAACGCUAUAUGACAACCAGGAACCGAUUGAUAUAAAACAUUCAGAAGUAGCUAUGGCAACAAAACAUCAUAAACUAUUUUACUCGUGAAUUAUUUAAUCGGAAAACCUUCAGUUCAUUUUGAACCAAAGCUUAAAAAUCGGUAUAUAAAGAAAAUUAAAAUAAAAAACAGGCCGUUAAAAGCCUGGUUAAAGGAUAUUAAACGAUUCUUGUGAGAUGCAAACCUGUGCUUCCAAGCGUAGGUAUCAUGGUGUUGUGCCCCUGUAAGGUGUCAGUUGGUUUAAAAUAACUGGUGUAAACAUGCUUCGGUGCGGGAUAUGGAUAAACACUUGGAGUCAAAUGGUAUUACUGACUGGAGAAUGAGAGUUAUGAUGAAAUUCACACAGAAAACACAAACAUUCAGUUACAUUAAAAUAUUGUUUUUAUUAGCUGCAUUAUGACAUUAACACAAUGAUUGACUCAACAGGUGUAAUUCCUGAAAGGUGCUCAAUUGUUGGUUUGAAUUUUUUUACCAAAUAUGGCAGCAAAUUCGUCUAUAAAAUUCCCCCUUUUAGAUUCAAGAUUAAUUAGUGAAUACCCUUGGCACGUUUUCCUUCAAUCGAAGAGCCGUGACUGGAAACUGGUCCUCAGUUCUUUUAAAUCGAUCUUCUUGUAGUCCGUGUAAAUACGUAUAAUUGAAUAAAUCUUUUAGAAAGAUUUAUAAAGAUUUCUUGUAUUGCUAAUUAUUAGGAUUGUCUGUAUUUAGGGUUCUGCAAACGAAACUUUACUAUUAAAUACCUUUUUUUUCUCUCUCUCUAAAAACGAGACGAAUAAGUUUGUUUGAGACGUAAAAUAUUAUCUGGUGUUCUUUCUAUAACCUGUACAAAAUAUAUCAAAUUGGUUAUUUUUAUGAUGAUAAUUUCUAUGGACUAGAUAUAGAAAAUUCACACUGACAUAACAAAAACAGUACGUUGUAAUGGAGAUGAGUCACGAGAGUAUUUUGUAAUUUUUCUUUUAUUCAGUUUUCAGAAAGAGUUUGAGGGUUGGUACUAAAUGAAUUACAUAGAAUAGCGUUUACAUGUUUACUUUUCUGUAACUUUGAGAAUCCUCAGUAAACAUCUCAAAUACGAUGUUGACAAAAAAUAAUAUCUGAGAUCAUUCUGCUAUUUAACUGAAUUAUAUUUUAUAGUAUAAAUAUAGAAAGAUAGUGAGUGAUUUGCAUAUAAGUUAUAUAUAACGUGUAUAAAGGCUCUGAUGCAAUUCAUGUUCGUCAUGAAUUUGUAGUUUUCUGACUUUACAGUCAAUUAAUGACAAAACAAUCUCAAUGGUGAAGGUGACUUCGCAAUAAACCUUGCCAGUUUUGUAAAACUCUUAUUAGAUUAAACUACUCUAAGUCUUAGGUUCUUAUCUGGUAUAUUUCCAGUUCCUCCACAAAGUUUCUUGGAUGGUUUUAAUCAAAAAGCGUUGUAGCGCGUUAAAAGAAGAAUAAAACGAAGUUACUUACAAAACACCAGGAAGUGUGUUUGCUUUACACUGAUUACCUCAAAUGAUAUUUAUUGCUAUACGUUAUGCGACGUCUUUGGUGUCCUAUCUGUGGGAAAGGUGUAAACAGUCUAGGUUUUGUCGCAUAAUUUUGUUUGAUAUCCAUUGAUAAAAAAACCUGUGCUGGUGAAUGACACCAUAAGAGCCGUUCUUACAUAAUAUUUAAAAAUUAUCCUGUAGAUGACGCUUUUACUGGUCCAAAUUGAUUUUUAGAUGUUUAUGUCAUUAAUAUAUUAAAACUGGAAAAGUAAAACACAGAAACGGUUCAAUUUCAUAAUCCUAUUAGCCCAAGUUGUUUAAGGUUUCUGUCUGAAUUGAAUAUGCGAACUUUUAUUACAAAGAAAUGAGCGAACAUUUUGUUUAGGACAUUAAUUUAUUACCUAUAUUAACCGAAGGCAUUGUUAAAGAGUGAGUGUACUAGUAUUUUUUAUUGUGUAAGUUGUCCCCCGGGUAGGUAAGUAGUUAUAAUUCAGGGAUAGAUUCUCUGCGAUGGACAGAGCACAGAUUACCCUAUUUUUAUUUUUAGGUCUCUAUUGGAUUAACUCAAAUAAUUAAAGAUUAUGAAGUUAACGAAGUUUUAAAUGUUUAUUUUUGUUAUGUUUGUUGUUAGAGGAAAGCAGUACUGAAUACAACUGGUAAAGUAUAAGGUAGGUAAUGUGGGCCAU